This is a messenger RNA of Carya illinoinensis, 3444 nucleotides long. RefSeq lists its product as uncharacterized. The transcript is spliced from 9 exons. The coding region runs from base 1 to 3444 and encodes 1147 amino acids. The record is from RefSeq and is a predicted model, not a curated record. Lineage: Eukaryota; Viridiplantae; Streptophyta; Magnoliopsida; Fagales; Juglandaceae. Gene Ontology annotation, molecular function: RNA-DNA hybrid ribonuclease activity; nucleic acid binding.
AUGAAUGAUUUUAAUGAUUUUAUUGAUACUUGUGGUCUCGUUGAUAUGAAAGCUGUGGGGAGUAAGUUCUCAUGGUGUAAUGGCCAGAGGGGUCUUGCAUGGAGUUGGUCGAAGUUAGAUAGAUGUUUGAUGAAUGUUGUGGCUGCAAGUUUUUUUUCGGACGCCUUAUGCAAAUAUAUGGCGCGGACAACUUCAGAUUAUGCACCUUUGUCGUUUGUGUUUAAGAAUAUGGGGAAUCGCUAUGGUCCUUCCCCUUUCAAGUUUAAGCAAAUGUGGGUGUCUCAUAGUAAUUUUUGGGAGGUGGUUAAUGAUACUUGGAGUACUUCGAUUGAUACUAGGGGUCUUCAGGGUCUUGCUACAAAGUUAAAAAAAGUGAAAGUAGUUUUAAAGGAUUGGAAUCGUCGUGUUUUUGGCCAUACGGAGAUGAAGAUCCAGGAAUUUGAGAAUAAAAUUGAACAGUUAGACAGCCAACUUCAGGAGGGUUUCUCAGUAGACACAGAGCAAGCUUUAUUGGAAGCUAAGGAAGAACUUGCAGUUUGGAUGAAAAGAGAAGAAACAAGGCUUUCACAACAGGUGAAGCUUAGGUGGAUGGAGACAGGAGAGGCCUCGGCUCAGUUUUUUAAAACUUUUGUUUCUCUUAAUAAACCUUUUGUGCAGGAAAUGAGGUGUCCAGAUGGGACGUGUUUAAAUUCUCCGGAAGAGAUUCAUUCAGGUGCGGUGGACUAUUUUAGUUCCUUUCUACAGGCACGUAAUCCCAGAGAUCUUCCUGAUUUGUCAAAUUUGGUGCAACAUUCUAUUUUGGAGGAGGAAAAUGCUAACCUCCUUCAGCUCCCUUCAAUCCAAGAGGUUAAAGAGGCUAUGUUUUCCAUUUAUGUGGAUAGUAGCCCGGGUCCAGAUGGCUUUGGUUCUGGUUUCUAUAAGAGGCCUACUGGUUUUGAUAAGUUCCGCCCCAUUAGUUUAUGUUCAGUGGUGUAUAAAGUCUUUUCCAAGAUUUUGGUUCGAAGAUUAUCGCCUAUCCUUAACAGAAUCAUCUCUUCAGAACAAGGUGCCUUUCUUCCUGGUCGAAGUAUAUUUGAAAAUAUUUCUUUGGCCCAAGAAAUGAUACACAUGAUUAACAAGAAGUUUGAUCAGAAGUUGUGUAUCGACUCCUUGGUUCUCGGUGGUAUGAAUGGGUCGGCUAAAGGGUUUUUCUCCAGUGGGCGAGGUUUGCGCCAAGGUGAUCCUCUUUCACCUUACCUGUUCAUUCUCGUUGAGGAGAAAAGGAGGUCUUUGCUUUUGACAUCGUUCUCUGAAGGUUUCUUCCCAGUCAAGUACUUGGGAGUCCUGCUUAUGGUAGGUCGUAUGAAAAUCUCGUAUUUUGAUGAUUUAUUAUGCGGCAUUCGACGAAAAUUGGAAGGAUGGCAGAAUAGGUUUUUAUCUUCCGGUACUCGACUUCUUUUAUUGAGACAUGUUCUGGCUAGUAUUCCUAUUCAUUUGCUCUCGGUUUUGCAUGCUCCUAAGGCUGUCAUGGUAGUAUUAAAGCGGCUUAUGAGUAAUUUUUUCUGGGGUUCCUGGAAUGGUAAACAGAAGCGUCAUUGGGUAAGUUGGAGUAAGAUUUGUUCCCCUAUUCGAGAAGGAGGUUUGGGUCUUCGAAAGUUAGAGGAAGUCCAAGAAUCUUUAUUUAUGAAGCUUGCUUGGAAUGUCUUGACAGGUGACUCUUUAUGGGCCAAUUUUUUCAAGCAUAAGUAUGUGAAAAAUCAGCAUGUGACAUUGGUAGAUCAACGGAAAGGAACUUUAUUUUGGAAGCAAAUUGUGGGUAUGUUUCCAAAGGUUUUAGGCAACUCUUGGUGGAGGGUGCGGGAUGGAGAUGUGUCCUUUUGGAGAGAUCCUUGGCUUAAAUCGGGAGCUCUUGCAAACUCUUGUGAUAUCUCUAAUUUUCCUUUAUUAAAAGUCCGGGAAUGUCGGUUUCAAAAUGGUUGGGAUGUGGACUUGUUACAUAGAUUGGUGGGGGCAACUAAAAUGGAAGAAAUUCUAAAUUGUCUCGGUGAACAAAAAGAGGGUGGAGAUUUAUUGAUUUGGAAGCCAACUCUGAAUGGGGUUUUUUCCUCAAAAUCAGCUUGGGAUUGUGUCCGUGUUCGUGCACCAAAAUCUGAAUGGGCUGCAUGGAUUUGGCAUUCAGCUCUUCCAAAAAAAUAUUCGGUUACCAUUUGGAAGGCUUUGCACUAUAGCCUUACUGUGGAUAGUCGGAUUAGUUCGUGGGGCAUUCCUUUGGUCUCAAGAUGUGAAUGUUGUACACAGGGGUGUGUGGAAGACCAAGAUCAUGUACUCGUGUAUGGGAGGAUUGCUGCAGAUAUUUGGAGGUGGGUAUCUCUACAGUUAGGGAUGCCUUAUGACUCGCAGAGAUCUUGGAGAGCAACUAUGGAGUUGUGGUUUAGACAUGCUACUCAUUCAACUCAAAAAGGUGCUCUACUUGCUCUUAUUCCUAUUAUUGUGACUUGGUCCCUUUGGGUGUGGAGGUGUAAGGCACGUAUGGAAGUUAAACAUGUGAAGAGGAAAAACUUUCUGUUGGUGAAAUGGAUGAAACCAAGUCCAGGUUGGUUUAAAUUAAAUGUGGAUGGGAGUUCCCUGGGAAAUCCAGGUCAUAUGGGUGCAGGGGGCGUUAUUAGAGAUGCGAAGGGGAAUCUUAUUUGGGCUUUUGCGAAGGAGUUGGGAUAUGGGUUGAAUAAUGAAGCUGAGCUUAGUGCUCUUUAUUAUGGCCUUCUUUUUUGUAAGGAUUUAGAUAUUGGAAGAGUGGAGAUUGAAUUGGAUUCGCUGUUAGUGGUACAUUGGUUGCAAAAAGGGCGUUGUGGUAUAUGGUAUCUUGAAGAUUAUUGGGAAAAGAUACAAGUUAUGGUUGAAACCUUGGAGGUUAAGAUCCAACAUGUAUACAGAGAAGGCAAUGCAGGAGCAGAUUUCUUGGCCCGUUUGGCAUCUAAUCAAAAGAAUGGGAUGAACUUUUUCUCUUUGGAAGAAGCCCUGUGUCUGUGUCACCAUGAACAAUGUGAGGUUGCAUCUGUUUUUCUGACCUGUACUACAACACAACAGGAGGAUGGCUUUCCUUGGUGGAUGCCUUUCCAUCUCAGCAAUGCCUUUCCAUCUCAGCAAUUUCUUCACUCUUCAACAGCCCCUCGCAAGAUGGAGAGUAGAUAUCUGCUACUCCCAUCUCGAGCAUGCAAGAGUGGAGGCUUUGGGAAUCUAAAGCUUGGUGGUAAACUAACUAAGUCCCAAGUUUCAUUAAGUUCAAGAGCAUCUAUUUCAGCUCUCAUGGCUAUGCACCACUCAGGUGAAUUUUUGGCCUCUUGGUUCUGUAAGAAUGGUUGGGACUUGAGUGAAACUGAUGCUGAUUUGAUUAGUUUGCAAAUGAGUAUUAGUGGAAGUCCCAUUUUUGUAGGGGAAAACAUUCUCAUAGAAAACCACAUUUCUUGA